AUGGGCGACAAUUGUCGGCGGAAAUUAUACGAAGCAAAAGAAGAGAAAACACCGGGUAAUAGUGGCUUUGUGAUUGAAAUAUCAAGCGCUACAAAUACAUCUGAUAAUAAUCCGGAAGGUUAUACACCAGGUGAUAGUUAUAUCGUGAAACUUCGAGGAUGGCGCACAAAGUUCACUGUACAAGCUUUCCGCGGAUUUGGUAUUUAUGCACAAUUUGAAAAUGGUGAACAUGCCGGGAAAUUUGAUCUUCAAGGACGAAAAGGUGAAGCUCGAAUUGCACCAAAUUGUCGCAAAGCUGGUGUAUCACAUUCAAAUUUAAGGCCUAAAACGUCUGUUCAUGUAUUAUGGCAUGCACCGGAUACAUCGGAAAAAGGAUGUACAUAUUUCCGUGCUUCCGUAAUCACAUCCCGGAAAAUAUGGUACGGUGAUGAUGGACCAUUAACGAAAAAAUUUUGCGUCAAAGAAGGCUACAAAAAGGCUUUGGCGAUUGAUGAGGAUAAUUUGGAUUGUUGCGCUUGUGAUGAAGCAAAAUAUGAUUUAGAAUUUAUUGGUUUAUGGUCAAGAGAUACACAUCCUAAAGAUUAUCCAUCGCUAGAACAUUUGACGCAUUUUACGGAUAUGCUUGGAGCAAGUCAUAGUAGCAAUUAUACAAUGUGGAAAUUUGGUAUGAUUGCAACAGAUGGUAUGAAAGAAAUUGCUGAAUGGGGUAAUACUUAUAAAGGAGAGCAAGAAAUGAAAGCAAAUGCGAAAGAGAUUCGUACUUUAAUGAAAAUUAAAGGAUUAUGGUAUCCGGAAGUGCAAGGAAGAACGACGAGCUCAUUUGUUGUGAACAAAUAUCAUCAUCUAGCUUCGUUAGCUGCAAUGUUUGGACCAUCACCGGAUUGGUGUGUUGGAAUAUCAUCAAUUAAUUUAUGCUUACCUGAUUGCACUUGGAUACCGGAAAGAACGUUUGAAUUGUUGCCAUUUGAUGCUGGAACUGAUAAUGGACCAACUUAUAUGUCACCAAAUAAUCCAGCAGAACCUCGGAUACCAAUUCAUCCGAUAACAACAAAAUUGGAUAAACGAUCACCCUUUUACAAUGAGAACAGUGAUAUUAUUGCACCAUUAGCACGAUUAAAAUUAACUCGGAAAGAAGUAAUCAAAUCGGUAUGUAAAACGACCAAUGAAUAUCAAACGGAAGCUUAUAAUGCAACAAGUACUAGCGAAGAUGAGGAAUACAAAGAUCGUCGAGAAUGUAUGGUAACAAAUUGGGAGCCUUGGUCAUUGUGUUCCGCAACAUGUGGUAAAGGUAUUCGAAUGCGUUCUCGUGUUUAUGUAUUUCCAAUAAAAGCGCAAAUGUUCCGAUGUCAUCGUCAAACAAUCGAACGACAAUUUUGCAAUGCAGAAAUUAGUGAAUGUCGUGAUUCGGAUGCAUUCAAUUCGAAAUGUUCUGUUAGCGGAUGGUCAGCAUGGACAGAAUGUAGUGUCACAUGUGGUCAUGGGACACGAUCAAGAUCAAGAAUGUUUAAAGAACCUGAUUCAAAUACCGACACUUGCCCUAAUGUUGAACUUAUUCGUAAAGAUAUCUGCAUUGGUGAUAACGGUGAUGAUUGCUCAGUAACACCAGAUCCGCUUUGUCGAGCAACAUCAUGGAGUGAAUGGUCACCAUGCAGUGCGUCAUGUGAUGACGGAGUUCACGUCCGAACUAGACUACUCUUUUACGCUGAGCAUGAAGAACGUUGUGCCAAUGUUAAUUUACUCGAAAAAGAGAAUUGCCAAUUACAAACUUGUCAACGAUUGCUAAGCGUACAUUCGAAGGAAAUAUGUAUGGAGGAUAAGCAAGAAGGACAAUGCGCUGGGACAUUUCCGCGUUAUUGGUAUAAUUCGAAGCUGAAACGUUGUGAACGAUUUAUCUAUACCGGUUGUAAAGGUAAUCGGAAUCAAUUCGAAACUGAAGAUGAAUGUAAACGGAUGUGUUUGGAAAAUUACGACAGUCCAGUUAGAGAAGUUGUACCCGGUCAUCAGUUAGUCAACGAAUUUGGUGUUGAUCAGGUAAAUGAUGGUGGUCCACCAGUUGAUUGCCUAAUCUCAGAAUGGACACCAUGGGGGAAUUGCUCGGCUACAUGUGGCUCAGGCAAACGACAACGUUCACGACAGAUAGAAGUGUUCCCACGUAAUGGUGGACGUUCAUGUCCCGAACAUAUGGUACAAGAAUUACGUUGUGAAUUGAGACCCUGUGCAAUUCAAAAUUGUCAUAUCAAACCAUGGACAAUGUGGUCACCUUGUUCGGUAACAUGUGGUGAUGGGAAACAAAUUCGUCGACGACGUAUUAUCAGACCACAUCGUUAUGUUGAUGACGAAGAAAAUUCACCAUGUAAUGCACCCGAAAAGGAAUCUCGUCCAUGCCAUGUAAAAUGUUAA
This is a messenger RNA of Loa loa (African eye worm), 2400 nucleotides long. Its product is annotated as spondin family protein 1. NCBI's taxonomy places the organism in Eukaryota, Metazoa, Nematoda, Chromadorea, Rhabditida, Onchocercidae. The record is from RefSeq and is a predicted model, not a curated record. Gene Ontology annotation, molecular function: serine-type endopeptidase inhibitor activity. Gene Ontology annotation, cellular component: extracellular matrix. The coding region runs from base 1 to 2400 and encodes 799 amino acids. Gene Ontology annotation, biological process: cell adhesion. The transcript is spliced from 15 exons.